Messenger RNA from Labrus bergylta (ballan wrasse), 2435 nucleotides. The record is from RefSeq and is a predicted model, not a curated record. NCBI's taxonomy places the organism in Eukaryota, Metazoa, Chordata, Actinopteri, Labriformes, Labridae.
AUGGGCAUACCACAAGGCUCCAUUCUGGGGCCUUGUGGCUCACUCUUCAUCCUCGGUCACAGUGCCUACCCUUCUGAUCACAGUAAUUGUACAGCAGACUCCUGCGGACCACUGGCUCAGUGUACAAGCGGUGGAGGCUGUGUUUGUAUUACUGGCUAUGAAAUCCCUGCCGACCACCUGCCCACUCUAGAGUCAUUUGGAUGUGUUGACAUUGACGAGUGUGUGAAGACCGCCGGUAUUUGUGGUUCUUACUCCACCUGUGAGAACACCAUCGGAUCACACCUCUGUACCUGUCUAGAUGGAUUUACUGCAACAGAUGCGACUUCACCAGUUUCUACGUCCAACCCCUGCCAAGAUAUCGAUGAGUGUUUCAACUCCACCGUCUGUGGCCCUGAGUCCAAGUGCACCAACACACCUGGAGCUUAUACCUGUGCAUGUAAUCUGGGCUAUGAACCGACCACACCAGACCAGGAGCCCAGCGAGGAAAACAUCUGUAUCGAUGUUGACGAGUGUGAAAAAUACGCCGCAGUCUGCGGUCCUCACGCCAACUGCACAAACUCCAUCGGAUCUUACUUCUGCGUCUGCUUUUCGGGUUUUCGUCUGAACAACCUGAAGGUGAUAGCCAGCCAUGCUAACCCAUGCACAGAUAUAGACGAGUGCAGUGAGACUCCUGGUAUAUGUGGUCUUCAAAAUAUUUUAGAUGAGAUCGAACCUGCAGAGACUGUGGCAAACGGCUUCGCAGCAUCUAUGGAAGUCUCUGGUGUUGGACCACACGCCAAGUCAAGCAGGGUGAGCAGCAAAGGUGACGGGGAGACCGGCAGUUUGAUCCUGGGCAUCUCAGACCGUUUAGUUUCUAGCUUAGUGCAGCCGGGUCAGAACAAAACAAAGAGAUCUGUGAAGGGUUCAGCAGUGGACUUAAGUCUGGAGACGAUCGGGCCUGGAGUACACAACGCAGAGAGCUCGGUUCUCACAGCCAAAGGAAACAGCAUGGCGAUCAACUUGGAUGGGCUGGCCGACAAUAACAACGGUUCCGCUGCAGCUGCUUUCCUGACAAUAACAGGCAUGGAGAGUCUUCUCAGUCAUAACUACUUUAAAACAGAAAACCAAACAGAGAUGUACUCUGACAUCAUCACCGCCAUCUUACCCUCGAUAAACAACACCAACCUCACCGAGCCUGUCAACUUCACCAUCCAGCACAAGACGGUACCCGAAAAUGGUUUUGUGACGUGUGUGUACUGGGAGGACAAAACAGAGGAGACAGGACAAAGAAAGAAAAGGACGCUGCGUUGGUCUGUGGAGGGCUGCUGGGUUGCUUACACCACUGAAAAUGUCACCGUGUGCAGCUGCUCUCAUCUCUCCACAUUUGCCCUCAUCAUGCAGAUCGGCGAGCCUCCAGCAGAGAAUCCUUUCCUAGAUUGGCUGAACCGAAUGUGUGUGAUGGUAGGACUUGCCUUCUUCGGUUUGGCCAUCUUCACCUUCCUCUUGUGCAGCUGGAACCCGAAGAUCAACAACACAGCCCGUCUUCACCUCUGCCUCAACCUCGCCUUUUCCCACCUCCUGCUGCUGUGGAACGACAGAUAUACUGAACAUGAGCUGGCUUGCACUGUCAUGGCAGGUCUUCUGCACUUCUUAGUCGUUGCAAGUUUUGUGUGGAUGCUGCUGGAGGCUCUCCAGCUCCACCUGUUAGUCAGGAGGCUCUCCAAGGUGCAGGUCAUUCAGAGGGAUGGCCUCCCCCGUGUGCUUCUCUACCUGAUUGGCUACGGAGUUCCAUUUGUGAUUGUGGGUGUUUCUGCACUGGUAUAUUCUGAUGGAUAUGGUGCCACGGAGGCCGAGGUGUGCUGGCUCUCCAGAAAUCGCAACUUCAACUGGGCUCUGACGGGACCUGUGAUUGUUAUCCUUGGACUGAACUGGAUGUUGUUCUGUGCCACUCUCUGGAGUCUUCGACCCACGCUGGCCAACAUGAGGAGUGAUGUUUCUCAAUCUAAGGACACCCGGUUGAUUGUGUUCAAGAUCCUGGCCCAGUUUGUCAUACUGGGCUGUACCUGGAUCCUGGGCCUGUACCAGACCAAUCUAUUCUUCCAGGUCCUCUUUAUCAUUCUGAACUCGCAGCAGGGAACCUUCCUGUUCAUCGUGCACUGUCUGCUCAAUAAGGAGGUCAGAGAGGAGUACAUGAAAUGGCUGACCUGCUCUUUCAAUAAGCAGCGACAUGGAGGAUCUGUGAAGGAUGUACCCUCAGUCUCCGAGGACUUGGACAAGUGCGAAUAGACGGACUGUCGGAGAUAACGUGUGCGGUACAAAGGAGAGCCUGGAGCCAGAGAAGAGAAGAGCAUGCCAGAGACACUUUUAACCAUUAUUUAUACCAAUUAUUUUUCUCUUUGUUGUUGAGUGUGUUUGCUUCUGUUUAGUAAUCACGGCCACUGCGUAACCACACAAAU